AUGCCGCGCUCGCGGAGAUGGGAGCAGGGGCGCUGCGGAUGCCCCGCGGGGAGGGCUCGCGGCGAAGCCGGGAUUUCGGCGCUCGUGCCGGGCCCCCGACCUGGUCCUGGUCUCUACCCCCGCCGUCUCCCCGCCUUAACCUCGCACCCGCCCAAUCGCCCACCCUCAUUUUCAGUUUUGCCUCUCUACCUCCACCCCACUCUCAACCACGUCGCCACCUCCACCCUCACGCUCACUGCUGCCCCCAACCCCACUGCAACUUGGCCAGGGGCUGAGAGAAAUGGCGCGCCUCCUCCCCAUUUCCGCGUCUGCGGGGUCUCCCCUUCCCUGCCUUCGCCCAUUUUCUCCGGAACGGAACCCUCGCCCCCGCUGGAGCCGCCCUCAGACUGCGGCCGCCACCCCCUCCCCAAUUGUCUCCCUCCUUCGGCGCUCCGGGCUACCGAGCGCCCGGGCUGCGGCAGCGGCGGCGCUGGCGGCAGGAUCGCUACCGGCGACCGAGUCGAGGAGGGGGCAGACCCGGCGGGUGCGGCGAGUCCCGAACUUCGCUGUGUCUGGCUGCAGCUUGCCGACCGCGGAAGAGCCAUAGCCGCCGACACCCAGAGAGGGGCGCCCGCGAUGCACGCGCCUGGGAACUUGGUCUUGCUCACACCCACACCCACCAGAAAGCUGUGCACAUCAAUGCCGCUGGUCACCCAGACUUGCCACAUGGGCAGUGGGGGGAUCUUCUCUAUCGGCCGUCAGGCCUCUCUGAGGUUUGUCCUGACUUAUCUCCUCAAAAUUAUCAUUAUUUGUAGACAACUUCUUUUCUCUCUCCCAGGCCAGAACUGUACGUUCCAACUGCAGGGUCCCAAUGGGACAGUCGAGAGCCCAGGGUUCCCGUAUGGCUACCCCAAUUACGCCAACUGCACGUGGACCAUCACCGCGGAGGACCAGCACAGGAUCCAGCUCGUGUUCCAGUCCUUUGCCCUGGAAGAGGACUUUGAUGUCCUGUCAGUGUUUGAUGGCCCACCCCAGCCAGAGAACCUGCGAACAAGACUCACAGGCUUUCAGCUGCCAGCCACCAUCGUUAGCGUGGCCACCACUCUCUCUCUGCGCCUCAUCAGUGACUACGCAGUCAGUGCCCAGGGCUUCCAUGCCAGCUAUGAAGUUCUCCCCAGUCACACGUGCGGGAACCCAGGGAGGCUGCCCAACGGUAUCCAGCAGGGCUCCACCUUCAACCUGGGCGACAAGGUCCGCUACAGCUGCAACCCCGGCUUCUUCCUGGAGGGCCAUGCCGUGCUCACCUGCCACGCCAGCUCCGAGAAUAGCGCCACGUGGGACUUCCCCCUGCCCUCCUGCAGAGCGGACGAUGCCUGUGGUGGGACCCUGCGGGGCCAGAGCGGCAUCAUCUCCAGCCCCCACUUCCCCUCGGAGUACCAUAACAACGCCGACUGCACGUGGACCAUCCUGGCCGAGCUGGGGGACACCAUUGCCUUGGUCUUUAAUGACUUCCAGCUGGAGGAUGGUUAUGACUUUCUGGAAGUCACGGGGACCGAAGGCUCCUCCCUCUGGUUCACCGGAGCCAGCCUCCCAGCCCCUGUCAUCAGCAGCAAGAACUGGCUGCGGCUACACUUCACAUCAGAUGGCAACCACCGGCAGCGCGGCUUCAGCGCCCAGUACCAAGUCAAGAAGCAAAUCGAGUUGAAAUCCCGAGGCGUGAAGCUGAUGCCCAGCAAAGAUAACAGCCAGAAAACGUCUGUGUUAACUCAGGUUGGUGUGUCCCAAGGGCAUAAUAUGUGUCCAGAUCCUGGCAUACCCGAAAGGGGCAAAAGACUAGGCUCGGAUUUCAGGUUAGGAUCCAGCGUCCAAUUCACCUGCAACGAGGGCUAUGACCUGCAAGGGUCCAAGCGGAUCACCUGUAUGAAAGUGAGCGACAUGUUUGCGGCCUGGAGUGACCACAGGCCAGUCUGCCGAGCCCGGAUGUGUGAUGCCCACCUUCGAGGCCCAUCGGGCAUCAUCACCUCCCCCAAUUUUCCCAUUCAGUAUGACAACAAUGCACACUGUGUGUGGGUCAUCACAGCGCUCAACCCCGCCAAGGUGAUCAAGCUCGCCUUUGAGGAGUUUGACUUGGAGAGGGGCUAUGACACCCUAACAGUCGGGGAUGGUGGGCAGGACGGGGACCAGAAAACGGUUCUCUACAUUCUGACAGGUACAUCGGUCCCAGAUCUGAUUGUCAGCACCAACCAUCAAAUGUGGCUUCUCUUCCAGACCGACGGCAGUGGCAGCUCCCUGGGAUUCAAGGCUUCUUACGAAGAGAUCGAGCAGGGCAGUUGCGGUGACCCUGGUAUCCCUGCCUAUGGCCGGAGAGAAGGCUCCCGGUUCCGACACGGUGACACACUCAAGUUUGAGUGUCAGCCUGCCUUUGAGCUAGUGGGGCAGAAGGCAAUCACGUGCCAAAAGAAUAACCAGUGGUCUGCUAAGAAGCCAGGCUGUGUGUUUUCCUGCUUCUUCAACUUCACCAGCCCCUCUGGGGUCGUCCUGUCCCCCAACUACCCAGAGGACUACGGCAACCACCUGCAUUGCGUCUGGCUCAUCCUGGCCCGGCCCGAGAGCCGGAUCCACCUGGCCUUCAAUGACAUCGACGUGGAGCCGCAGUUUGAUUUCCUGGUCAUCAAGGACGGGGCCACAGCUGAGGCCCCAGUGCUAGGCACUUUCUCAGGAAACCAGCUCCCCUCCUCCAUCACCAGCAGUGGCCAUGUGGCCCGUCUCGAGUUCCAGACUGACCACUCCACAGGGAAGCGGGGCUUCAACAUCACCUUUACCACAUUCCGACACAACGAGUGCCCGGAUCCUGGUGUUCCAGUGAACGGCAAACGGUUUGGGGACAGCCUUCAGCUGGGCAGCUCCAUCUCUUUCCUCUGUGAUGAAGGCUUCCUGGGGACCCAGGGCUCAGAGACCAUCACCUGCAUCCUGAAGGAGGGCAGCGUGGUGUGGAACAGCGCCGUGCUGCGAUGCGAAGCUCCCUGCGGUGGUCAUCUGACUUCUCCCAGUGGCACCAUCCUCUCUCCAGGCUGGCCUGGCUUCUACAAGGAUGCCUUGAGCUGUGCCUGGGUGAUUGAAGCCCAGCCAGGCUACCCCAUCAAAAUCACCUUCAACAGAUUUAAAACCGAGGUCAACUAUGACACCCUGGAAGUGCGAGAUGGACGGACCUACUCAGCGCCCCUAAUUGGGGUUUACCAUGGGACCCAGGUCCCUCAGUUCCUCAUCAGCACCAGCAACUACCUCUACCUCCUCUUCUCCACAGACAAGAGUCACUCGGACAUUGGCUUCCAGCUCCGCUAUGAGACUAUCACACUACAGUCAGACCACUGUCUGGAUCCAGGGAUCCCCGUCAAUGGGCAGCGUCAUGGGAAUGACUUCUACGUCGGUGCUCUGGUGACCUUCAGCUGCGACUCGGGCUACACGUUAAGUGACGGGGAGCCCCUGGAGUGUGAGCCCAACUUCCAGUGGAGCCGGGCCCUGCCCAGCUGUGAAGCUCUCUGUGGUGGUUUCAUUCAAGGCUCCAGUGGGACCAUCUUAUCACCCGGGUUCCCUGACUUCUACCCCAACAACUUGAACUGCACCUGGGUUAUUGAAACGUCACAUGGCAAGGGGGUGUUCUUUACUUUCCACACCUUCCACCUGGAGAGUGGCCAUGACUACCUCCUCAUCACUGAGAACGGCAGCUUCACCCAGCCCCUGAAGCAGCUGACUGGCUCACGGCUGCCAGCUCCCAUCAGCGCUGGGCUCUAUGGCAACUUCACCGCCCAGGUCCGCUUCAUUUCUGAUUUCUCCAUGUCAUAUGAAGGCUUCAACAUCACCUUCUCAGAGUAUGACUUGGAGCCCUGUGAGGAGCCCGAGGUCCCAGCCUACAGCAUCCGGAAGGGCUUGCAGUUUGGCGUGGGUGACACCUUGACCUUCUCCUGCUUCCCCGGGUACCGCCUGGAGGGCACCGCCCGCAUCAUGUGCCUGGGGGGCAGACGGCGCCUGUGGAGCUCGCCUCUGCCAAGGUGUGUUGCUGAGUGUGGGAGUUCAGUCACGGGCACUCAGGGUACUUUGCUGUCUCCCAACUUCCCUGUGAACUACAAUAACAACCACGAAUGCAUCUACUCCAUCCAGACCCAGCCAGGGAAGGGAAUUCAGCUUAAAGCCAAGGCAUUUGAACUCUCUGAAGGAGAUGUCCUCAAGGUGUACGAUGGCAACAACAACUCUGCCCGUUUGCUGGGGGUGUUCAGCCGCUCUGAGAUGUUGGGAAUGACUUUGAACAGCACGUCCAGCAGUCUGUGGCUUGAUUUUAUCACCGACGCUGAAAACACCAGCAAGGGCUUUGAACUGCACUUUUCCAGUUUUGAACUCAUCAAAUGCGAGGACCCAGGAACCCCCCCGUUUGGCUACAAAGUCCAUGAUGGAGGUCAUUUUGCAGGGAGCUCUGUGUCCUUCAGCUGUGACCCUGGAUACACCCUGCGGGGCAGUGAGGAGCUGAUGUGUCUGAGUGGCGAGCGCAGGACCUGGGACUGGCCUCUCCCCACCUGCAUCGCUGAAUGUGGUGGGACAGUGAAAGGAGAACUGUCAGGACGGGUGCUGUCACCAGGGUAUCCAGCUCCUUACGAACACAAUCUCAACUGCAUCUGGACCAUCGAGGCUGAUGCUGGCUGCACCAUUGGGCUCCACUUCCUGGUGUUUGACACGGAGGAGGUCCACGACGUGCUGCGCAUCUGGGAUGGGCCUGUGGAGAGCGGGGUCCUGCUGAAGGAGCUCAGUGGCCCGGCACUGCCCAAGGACCUGCACAGCACCUUCAACUCGGUUGUUCUGCAGUUCAGCACCGACUUCUUCACCAGCAAGCAGGGGUUUGCCAUCCAGUUCUCAGUGUCCACAGCAACGUCCUGCAAUGACCCAGGGGUCCCGCAGAAUGGGAGCCGGAGUGGCAACAGUUGGGAAGCGGGCGACUCCACGGUGUUCCAGUGUGACCCUGGCUAUGCACUGCAGGGAAGCGCAGAGAUCAGCUGUGUGAAGAUUGAGAACAGGUUCUUCUGGCAGCCCAGCCCACCAACGUGCAUCGCUCCUUGUGGGGGAGACCUGACAGGACCAUCUGGAGUCAUUCUGUCGCCAAAUUACCCAGAACCCUACCCGCCAGGCAAGGAGUGUGACUGGAAAGUGACCGUCUCGCCAGACUACGUCAUCGCCCUGGUAUUUAACAUCUUUAACUUGGAGCCUGGCUAUGACUUCCUCCAUGUCUACGAUGGACGAGACUCUCUCAGCCCUCUCAUAGGAAGCUUCUACGGCUCCCAGCUCCCAGGGCGCAUUGAGAGCAGCAGCAACAGCCUCUUCCUCGCCUUCCGCAGCGACGCGUCUGUGAGCAAUGCUGGCUUCGUCAUUGACUACACAGAAAACCCCCGGGAGUCGUGUUUCGACCCUGGUUCCAUCAGGAAUGGCACGCGAGUGGGUUCCGACCUGAAGCUGGGCUCCUCCAUCACCUACUACUGCCAUGGGGGUUAUGAAGUGGAGGGCUCCUCUACCCUGAGCUGCGUCCUGGGGCCCGAUGGGAAGCCUGUGUGGAACAACCCCCGGCCAGUCUGCACAGCCCCCUGUGGGGGACAGUAUGUAGGUUCGGAUGGAGUGGUCUUGUCCCCCAACUACCCCCAGAACUACACCAGUGGACAGAUCUGCCUGUAUUUUGUCACCGUACCCAAGGACUAUGUGGUGUUUGGCCAGUUCGCCUUCUUCCACACGGCCCUCAAUGAUGUGGUGGAGGUGCACGACGGCCACAGCCAGCACUCCCGGCUCCUCAGCUCCCUCUCGGGCUCCCACACAGGAGAAUCGCUGCCCUUGGCCACCUCCAAUCAAGUUCUCAUUAAGUUCAGUGCCAAAGGCCAAGCACCAGCCAGAGGUUUCCACUUUGUCUACCAAGCGGUGCCUCGAACCAGUGCCACGCAGUGCAGCUCAGUGCCGGAGCCCCGCUAUGGCAGGAGGCUGGGCAGUGACUUCUCAGUGGGCGCCGUCAUCCGCUUCGAAUGCAACUCCGGCUAUGCCUUGCAAGGAUCCCCAGAGAUCGAGUGCCUCCCUGUUCCCGGGGCCCUGGCCCAGUGGAAUGUGUCAGCACCAACAUGUGUGGUGCCAUGUGGAGGCAACCUCACAGAGCGAAGGGGCACCAUCCUGUCCCCCGGUUUCCCGGAGCCCUACCUGAACAGCCUCAACUGCGUGUGGAAGAUCAUGGUCCCGGAAGGUGCUGGCAUCCAGGUGGGGGCAAGUGAACCAACAAACACAUGGAAGCAUGGAGAACUACCAGGUGAAAAGCAUUGGGGAGCACCAGCCAGGAGGCCGAGGGGAGAGAAAGCUCAACUAGGAGGCACCCUAAUCGCUGCCGCCAGCACAGCCCUCCCUCUGUCUGCUACUGCACUGACCUGCUGGGCUUGUCCAUUCUCCUUUCUCUCUGUCUCUGUCUUUCUAGCCGUGGGGCUGAGCAGCUGUCCGGAACCUGCAGUGCCCAGUAAUGGGGUGAAGUCUGGCGAGCGCUACUUGGUGAAUGAUGUGGUCUCUUUCCAGUGUGAGCCGGGAUAUGCCCUCCAGGGCCACGCCCACAUCUCCUGCAUGCCGGGGACCGUGCGGCGAUGGAACUACCCUCCGCCACUCUGUAUCGCGCAGUGUGGGGGAGCAGUGGAAGAGAUGGAGGGGGUGAUCCUGAGCCCAGGCUUCCCAGGCAACUACCCCAGCAACAUGGACUGCUCCUGGAAGAUAGCACUUCCCGUGGGUUUUGGAGCUCACAUCCAGUUCCUAAACUUCUCCACCGAGCCCAACCAUGAUUUCCUAGAAAUCCGGAACGGCCCCUACGAGACCAGCCGCAUGAUGGGGAGAUUCAGUGGAAGCGAGCUUCCCAGCUCCCUGCUCUCCACGUCCCAUGAGACCACCGUGUAUUUCCACAGUGACCACUCCCAAAACCGGCCAGGAUUCAAGCUGGAAUAUCAGGCCUAUGAACUCCAAGAGUGCCCAGACCCAGAACCCUUUGCCAAUGGCAUUGUGAGGGGAGCUGGCUACAACGUUGGACAGUCAGUGACCUUUGAGUGCCUCCCAGGAUAUCAACUGAUUGGCCACCCUGUCCUCACAUGUCAACAUGGCACCAACCGGAACUGGGACCACCCCCUGCCCAGGUGUGAAGUCCCCUGUGGUGGGAACAUCACCUCUUCCAAUGGUACUGUGUACUCACCGGGGUUCCCCAGUCCAUACUCCAGCUCCCAGGACUGUGUCUGGCUGAUCACCGUGUCCAUUGGUCAUGGCAUCCGCCUCAACCUCAGCCUGCUGCAGACAGAGCCCUCCAGAGACUUCAUCACCAUCUGGGAUGGACCACAACAGACAGCUCCACAGCUCGGAGUCUUCACCCGGAGCUUGGCCAAGAAAACAGUGCACAGCUCAUCCAACCAGGUUCUGCUCAAGUUCCACCGUGAUGCGGCCACAGGUGGGAUCUUCGCCAUAGCCUUCUCCGUGCACUGCCCAACGAAUGAGCUUCUGACAGACUCCACAGGCGUGAUCCUGAGUCAGAGCUACCCCGGAAGCUAUCCCCAGUUCCAGACCUGCUCUUGGCUAGUGAGAGUGGAGCCAGACUAUAACAUCUCCCUCACAGUGGAGUACUUCCUCAGCGAGAAGCAGUAUGACGAGUUUGAAAUCUUUGAUGGUCCCUCAGGACAAAGUCCUCUGCUGAAAGCCCUCAGUGGGAAUUACUCAGCACCCUUGAUUGUCACCAGCUCAAGCAACUCUGUGUACCUGCGCUGGUCAUCUGACCACGCCUACAAUCGGAAGGGUUUUAAGAUUCGGUAUUCAGCCCCUUACUGCAGCCUGCCCAGGGCUCCGCUCCACGGUUUCAUCCUGGGCCGGACCACCACCCAGCCUGGAGGCUCCAUCCACUUCAGCUGCAACACUGGCUACCGCUUGGUGGGACACAGCAUGGCCAUUUGUACCCGCCACCCCCAGGGUUACUACCUGUGGAGCGAGGCCAUUCCUCUCUGUCAAGCUCUUUCCUGUGGGAUUCCUGAGGCCCCCAAGAAUGGAAUGGUGUUUGGAAAGGAGUACACGGUGGGGACCAAGGCUGUGUACAGCUGCAGUGAAGGCUUCCACCUCCAGGCAGGGGCUGAGGCUACAGCAGAGUGUCUGGAGACAGGCCUGUGGAGCAACAACAACAUCCCCCCACAAUGUGUCGCUGUGACCUGUCCCGACAUCAGCAGUAUCAGUGUGGAACAUGGACGGUGGAGGCUCAUCUUUGAGACACAGUACCAGUUCCAGGCCCAGCUGAUGCUCAUCUGUGACCCUGGCUACUACUAUACUGGCCAAAGGGUCAUCCGCUGUCAGGCCAAUGGCAGAUGGAGCCUUGGGGAGUCUCUGCCCACCUGCCAAAUCAUUUCCUGUGGAGAGCUCCCCAUCCCCCCCAACGGACACCGCAUUGGAACACUGUCCGACUACGGAGCAACGGCCAUCUUCUCCUGCAAUUCCGGAUACACACUGGUGGGCUCAAGGGUGCGGGAGUGCAUGGCCAAUGGGCUCUGGAGUGGCUCUGAAGUCCGCUGCCUUGGUAAUCUGGUCAGGCUGUGGUCUGUGAGCUUCUCUUCGAUUUACUCUUUUCCUCCAUCCGCCACCAAAGCCGGACACUGUGGGAUUCCUGAGCCCAUCGUGAAUGGACACAUCAAUGGGGAGAACUACAACUACCGGGGCAGCGUGGUAUACCAGUGCAACGCUGGCUUCCGCCUCAUCGGCAUGUCUGUGCGAAUCUGCCAGCAGGAUCAUCACUGGUCGGGCAAGACCCCUUUCUGUGUGCCAAUCACCUGUGGACACCCAGGCAACCCUGUCAAUGGCCUCACUCAGGGCAAUCAGUUUAACCUCAACGAUGUGGUCAAGUUUGUUUGCAACCCUGGGUAUGUGGCUGAGGGGCCCGCCAGGUCCCAAUGCCUGGCCAGUGGUCAAUGGAGCGACAUGCUGCCCACCUGCAGAAUCAUCAACUGUACAGAUCCUGGGCACCAAGAGAACAGCGCUCGUCAGGUCCACGCCACUGGCCCACACAGGUUCAGCUAUGGCACCACAGUGUCAUACCAAUGCAACCACGGCUUCUACCUCCUGGGCACCCCAGUGCUCAGCUGCCAGGGAGAUGGCACAUGGGAUCGUCCCCGCCCCCAGUGUCUCUUGGUGUCCUGUGGCCAUCCAGGCUCCCCGCCCCAUGCCCAGAUGUCCGGAGACAGCUACGCUGUGGGGGCUGUCGUACGUUACAGUUGCACUGGCAAGCGGACACUGGUGGGAAAUGCUACCCGCGUGUGUGGGCUGGAUGGACACUGGACUGGCUCCCUCCCCCACUGCUCAGGAACCAGCAUGGGCUUCUGUGGUGACCCUGGGAUCCCUGCCCAUGGCAUCCGUUUGGGGGAUAGCUUUGCUCCAGGCAGUCUCAUGCGCUUCAGCUGUGAAGCUGGCCAUGUGCUCCGGGGAUCAUCAGAGCGGACCUGUCAAGCCAACGGCAUGUGGAGCGGCACACAGCCUGAGUGUGGAGUGAUCUCUUGUGGGAACCCUGGGACUCCAAGCAAUGCCCGAGUUGUGUUCAGUGACAGCCUGGUUUUCUCCAGCUCCAUCGUCUAUGAGUGCCGGGAAGGCUACUACGCCACAGGGCUGCUCAGCCGACACUGCUCAGUCAACGGCACCUGGACAGGCAGUGACCCAGAGUGCCUAGUCAUAAACUGUGGUGACCCUGGGAUUCCAGCCAAUGGCCUCCGGCUGGGCAAUGACUUCAGGUACAACAAAACAGUGACAUACCAGUGUGUCCCUGGCUACAUGAUGGAAUCCCACAGAGUGUCUGUGCUGACCUGCACCAAGGACCGGACAUGGAAUGGGACCAAGCCAGUCUGCAAAGCUAUCAUGUGCAAACCACCUCAGCUCAUCCCCAACGGGAAGGUGGUAGGAUCUGACUUCAUGUGGGGCUCCAGCGUGACGUACGCCUGCCUGGAGGGCUACCAGCUAUCCCUCCCUGCGGUGCUCACCUGUGAGGGAAACGGAUCCUGGACCGGGGAGCUGCCUCAAUGUUUCCCUGUGUUCUGUGGAGAUCCCGGUGUCCCACCCCGCAGCAGGAGAGAGGACAGGGGCUUCUCCUACAGAUCGUCGGUCUCCUACUCCUGCCAGCCCUCUCUGGUGCUGGUGGGCUCUCCACGGAGGUUUUGCCAGUCAGAUGGAACAUGGAGUGGCACCCAGCCCAGCUGCAUAGACCCAGCGCUGACCAUGUGUACAGACCCCGGUGUGCCGCAGUUUGGGAUACAGAACAAUUCCCAGGGCUACCAGGUUGGGAGCACAGUACUCUUCCGUUGUCAGAAAGGCUACCUACUUCAGGGCUCCACCACCAGAACCUGCCUCCCCAACCUGACCUGGAGUGGAAACCCACCUGACUGCAUCCCCCACCACUGCAAGCAGCCAGAGACACCAACCCAUGCCAAUGUUGGGGCCCUGGACUUGCCCUCCAUGGGCUACACACUCAUCUAUUCCUGCCAGGAGGGCUUCUCCCUGAAGGGUGGCUCUGAGCACCGCACCUGCAAAGCAGAUGGCAGCUGGACAGGCAAACCACCCAUCUGCCUGGAGGUCCGGCCCAGUGGGAGACCCAUCAACACUGCCCGGGAGCCACCGCUCACUGAAGCGUCAGUUCCUGGGGAUGUUUUUGCCAAGAAUUCUCUGUGGAAGGGGGCCUAUGAGUACCAGGGGAAGAAGCAGCCAGCCAUGCUCAGAGUGACUGGCUUCCAGGUUGUCAACAGCAAAGUCAAUGCCACCAUGAUUGACCACAGCGGUGUGGAGCUGCACUUGGCUGGAACUUACAAGAAAGAAGAUUUCCAUCUCCUACUCCAGGUCUACCAGAUCACAGGACCAGCGGAGAUCUUCGUGAAUAAGUUCAAAGAUGACCACUGGGCUUUAGAUGGGCAUGUCUCCUCAGAGUCCUCCGGAGGCACCUUCAUCUACCAAGGGUCUGUCAAAGGCCAAGACUUUGGGCAGUUCGGCUUUCAAAGACUUGACCUCAGGCUGCUGGAGUCAGACCCUGAGUCCAUCGGCCGCCACUUUGCUUCCAACAGCAGCUCGGUGGCCGCUGCAAUCCUGGUGCCUUUCAUCGCCCUCAUCAUCGCAGGCUUUGUGCUCUAUCUCUACAAGCACAGGAGACGACCCAAAGUUCCAUUCAAUGGCUAUGCUGGCCACGAGAACACAAAUGUCCGGGCCACGUUUGAGAACCCAAUGUAUGACCGCAACAUCCAGCCCACAGACGUCAUGGCCACUGAGGCAGAGUUCACAGUCAGCACAGUAUGUACAGCUGUAUAG
Messenger RNA from Trichechus manatus latirostris (Florida manatee), 11334 nucleotides. It is a transcript of the gene CSMD2, whose product is annotated as CUB and Sushi multiple domains 2. NCBI's taxonomy places the organism in Eukaryota, Metazoa, Chordata, Mammalia, Sirenia, Trichechidae. The transcript has 72 exons. Bases 1 to 11334 code for a protein of 3777 amino acids. The record is from RefSeq and is a predicted model, not a curated record.